Molecule: messenger RNA, 4608 nt
Organism: Octopus bimaculoides (California two-spot octopus)
Lineage: Eukaryota; Metazoa; Mollusca; Cephalopoda; Octopoda; Octopodidae
Biological process (GO): signal transduction
Molecular function (GO): protein binding
Source: RefSeq, a predicted model, not a curated record
AGCAACAUUAAAAGUGUCCCUUAGAAAUUAUAAUUCUUCUUUACUAGAGUUGAUCUGCUAAUCUUGUGUUCACUCAUAUGCAACUACCCUAAAAUUUACUCUAGUGAGGGACAAAGGUAGAUUACGCUGCAACAAUCGGUUUGCGAGAUCUUAAUAGGUUUAUCAGACCCCAAACACAUACACAUAGCAACUUACAGAGGAAUCAUAUGGAAGUCUGAUUUCACUGACAAACAUCAAAUGUAUUUGAUCAGUUUGAUCAAGUACCCAGUAGAAGAGAGUAAUGAGAUAUUGAUAUCAACCCUGAUUUUCAUGUAAAUUUUCAUUUUCUAUUUUUACCUCCACAAAGGACUCAUUAGAUUUGGAAAUCAGGAACAAGAGAAAUAGGACACCAUUGCUUGAAGCCGUCUCCAGGGGUCACCUCGGAAUAAUGCAGAAAGUGAUAGCCAGGGGUGCGAAUGUAAAUGUUGUCGACAAUGAAGGCAAUAAUUGCCUGCACCUGGCUUUAGAAACAAAUGCAUUUGAUUCUGAGGUGGAGCCCAUGGCCAUUUUAGAUAAGUAUCUCAUUGAUCUCCAACUCAGAAAGGAAGAAAGGUUCUCUCAGGUGGUGGUUGCUUGUUACUUAGCCCACAAGGGAGCCGACUUUUACUGUGUAAACAAACGUGGCAGAACACCACUGGACCUCAUAAAAAAGGAAAAUGUAAAAGAAACGUUAAAGGCGUUAUUUCCACAAUUAUGUCGCUACUGUCAAGAGAAAAUAGCCACUGUCACACUGCAACCAUGUGGACAUGUUGUUCUCUGCGAGAACUGCUGUUCUGAAAUGACAUUUAAGAAAUGCCCCAUGUGUCGACAAUACACACUCAGCAAAACUGGAUUUGGUAAGAUAAUCUUUGGGUCUCUGUCUGUUGUCUUAUUGACCUUAUUGUGUGGAAUAAGGUGCUUCAUACUUUUGUGUAGACCUAGUUAUGUCAUAAUGUGACAGAUUUAUGACAGGUGUUCCUGAGGUCUUUUCUUUGUGAUAGUAAAUCCAUCACUUCAUCCACGACAACAUAUUGUCUUUAUCUAAUUUUAAGACUUGUCACGCUUCAAGAAUGUUGUGGUCUGCAACAUAAGACUAAUCAAUGGUAAUGAAUGAUAAAUAGUGAUUAAGUGAAAUGUCAAUAAAUCUCCAAUGUUCUAUCUGUAAACAUAAAUAUUUUACUUUCAAUUGUGAGUGAUGAGAGGUGAUUAAUGAUUUAUCAGUGUAAUGCGGAGCUGAUAAUUAAAGACAUCCGUCUCAGCUUUGGUAAAGUAGGAGAUUCAAUGACAAAAUCUCAACUGGGAGUUUAAGGGCCAACAUUAGUGAGUGAAGGUGCGUAGCCUAGUCGUUAGGCUAUUGCACUCGCAAUCAUUUGAACAUGGGUUCGAUUCCCAGACCGGGCACAUCAUUUCACGUUGCUCUAGACCCCUCUCUCGACCAGGAAUAGGGGAAUGUUGAUUAACCAACGGAUUGGUGUCAUUUGAAGGCUACAACAAUGCAUAGCGUAUUGUGAUCAGCAAUGUGAAACGACAUCUGAUAGUCCAUUCGGGUCACGUGAUCGUGUGGCAUUUUUUGGAUAACACUAUUCAUAUAAACAUUUAUAUACUCACACUUGUUGGUUUGUUAAUGAUAUUAAUCCUAAUAGAGACCCAGUUUUGUUUUGUCUUUAACAAUUUGGUUUUUGUUCUGACUUUAUUGUUUCCUUUAAAUUAACCCAUGGAACCUUGCCAUUCUUAUUUGACCAGGGAAAUGAAUUACAAUCAGUAUUUCGCACUGGUCCUGUUAAGAUAUUUCUGUGAUUGUUCGUGGCACUACCAUAAUAUCAACUGCGGUGAGACGCAAUCAUUGCAAUGAGCGUCAGAUGUUCUUCAGUCAGAUUAUAUACAAUCUAUCUUGUACCGUAAUGUUAGUCAGUGUGCUGUUCUACUUCUCAUAUCACCAUUAACAUGACAUUUAAUAACACAACAUCCAUUACCGUUCUCACACGCCUAUGUCAGAAAUGUAAACUGAUUUUCUCAUAGCAUCAUCUUGUACCCUCACCUAACAAUUUAUAACUUGCUACUCCUUAUAUAAUUUUGCCGUCUUUCUUGGGUACAAGACCACAUCCCUAAAAACUGGGAUUAUUGACGUCCAUAGUUUACUAAGGUCCAGAUGGUACUGUGCCUUAGCUUCAUUCCAUAGGAAACAAUAUGUUGUGAAACAUUCUGGAUAAUUAUUUGACGUUAUUUAGAUGCACUUUAUAAAUCGUGCAGAGAUAUUUUCAAUUAGUUGAUCUCAAUUAGCAUUAGUGACAAAUUUUGUAUAGUAGUGGUGAUGGAGUUUGAUUGAAUAGGUUUACAUAUUCCUUGUAAUGUUUUUAUUCUAACAAAGGCAUCUGAAAAUCGGUUUCUGUCAGUUAAACGAUUCUGCAAGGGAAUAAAUAUUGUGUUCUGAAAUUUGCUGCGUUUCACCAUAUCACGAUCCACCAUAUUGAUAGAAAGGACAUCAAAAAGAUGAAAAACUUUGAUUGAUAUAUAGAUUAGAAUUCUUGAGUAUCAAGUCUUCUGUGCUUCAGGAGGGCUAGUACCACUUUCUGUUCUACCUGUGUAAAACAAAUCAUUGUUUAACAAAAUGCACGGUGUCUUGUUUACUCUAAUUCAGGUGGUCUUUCAUAUUCUUGCGGCUAGAUCUCUGAUGAUCAACUUGGUUCACAUUGGAGUUAUGCAGAGGUGUAGAGGUGAGAGAACAAUGCCAAGUCAUAAAUUUGGCAGAGAUAUAAGAGAUGAAAGAUAAAAUUAAGUGAAAAUUUCUUAUCAGGUGAUAAGGAAAUGAGAUAAUCGUAGAAUUGUCACAUCAUGCAGGAUAUUUAAAUAGAGGAAGGAGAUACAGAAAAAAAUGAUCUAUUUUGUGCAGAUCCAGAAUUGUUGAAUUAUGUAAAGAGAGGAGAUUUAGGAAUGUGAGUCUAUCUUGUUGUAAGCUUAAAUAUUGAGUUUUAUAAAGAAAAUUGAGCAAAAGCAUUGUGGUCAUCAGUUGACCAUUGAUGCCAGAAACGUCUCAUAAAAGUAAAAUACUGUUUAUUAAUAAACAUAAAUUUUACUCAUCAUCUUCAUUAUCAUCAUCAAUUCAGUUUUGUAGCUGUGCACUAUUUUGUCACUUUACCUUCCUCUGAUAUUGCUGCACAUCUUAUGUGUCUAUAGCUUGCACUGGGUACCUCUUAUGGAGUUUAUACCAACAUCUUUCCUACAAAUCGAGCAGGGCAAUCUACCUGAAAGGAUUUAUGAUGUGUCUACUUUCCUACUUACUAAGACUUGGGUUCUUGCUAGAUUAACUCAAAGGCUGUUUGAAUGUAGACCUUGCCUCCACAGUUGAGAUUUCUUUUCCAGUUGAGGUAGUGAAUCGAUUAUAAGAACAAGGUCAUCAGCACAGAGGAGCUCCCAGGGGCAUCCAGUCUUAAAUUCCUCCGUUAAUACCUGCAUGACUAUGAUGAACAAUAGGGGGUUGAGGACUGAUCUUUGGCGAAGCCCUACAGGUACACUGAAUUCUUGGCAAUACCUGUUGCUAAUCCUCACCUUACUGACAGCAUCCCUGUACAUCGCUUGUACAGCUCUCACCAAACAUAUAUCUAUCCCUAGCUUCCGCAUUGACAACCAGAUAAGAGAAUGGGGAACUCUGCCAAAGGGCUUUCUCCAUGUCAACAAAUGCCAGGUACAGGGGUUUCUUUUUGGCUAGAUAUUUCUUCUGCAGUUGCAUAACUAGGAAUAUAGUGCUGGGACAAAUCCAAACAGCAUUUAAUCUACUCUAAUAUUUCUCUCCCUAAUUAUUUGAGCUAUGACCUUUUCCAUGAUUUUCAUCAACUGGUCCAGCAGUUUGAUGCCUCUGUCCCAAGCAUCACCUUUGCCUUCGUAGCAGUUGGCUAUAAUGCUGCUACACCAAUCUUUGGGUAUGAGCUCCUUGUGAAAAACCUGAUUAACUAUACGGGUGACUAGGCUAGAUCAUACUGCAUGUAUGUAUGUAUAUAAUACAUAUAUAUUAUCAUAUACACGUAUAUGUCAAAUCUUUCCAUCCUGCCCUCCUCUUCUCAAGCACUAUUUCCGACACCUUUGUCGCCUUUCUCGACAUUUCAGUCAGCAUUCAACACUCCACUCUCAUCACCUUCAUCCACUACAAUCACACAGACUCACACUCAUACCUCAAAUUCUCCUCCUCCCACCCUAAACCCACCAAGCUCUCCAUCCCCUAUUCCCAAUUCCUCCGUCUACGCAGGCUCUGCAGUCACAACAGUGACUUUGAGACACAGUCUCAACUAAUGGCUCGCCACUUCACCCUUGGUGUUUAUCCCCUCACCACUAUCACCGCUGCCCUUGCCAGAGCACGUUCCGUGGACCGUAGGUCUGCUCUCCCUCCCAACCGUACCCGUCACGCCGUCAUCUACCAUAAUAUCAACUGCGGUGAGACGCUUCAUUGCAAUGAGCGUCAGAUGUUCUUCAGUCAGAUUAUAUACAAUCUAUGUUGUACCGUAAUGUUAGUCAGUGUGAUGUUCUACUCCUCAUAUCACCAUUAACAUGACAUUUAAGUGAUAAGUAAGUGAUAUAAUUACAACAUUGUUAGAUUAU